AUAUCAGUCUCUCGGAGGCGCUGGAGCUGCCAUGGCCUGGAUAUCGUGGCAUGAGUCGCAAGCUCAGGCGUGGUGGCAAGGUUAUAGAGCAUGUCAGGCACAGUUUAUUGCUCCCCUUCAUCCCAACUCAGACGCCCAACAAGCGCCGCUGGCCUCCACCCUCGCCUUUGCACAGUCUCCAUUGCGCUCUGACCCCUCUACGCCAGAGGUCUAUGCACCCGAGACUGCAUGCUGCAGCGACCCACCGAACUUGCCCAUUCCAUCCAACGACGAGGAUGCACUCGAGGAAGACAUCGUGGACUACGCGUACGCAUGCUCCUCACGGCACCUACUUUCCGACUACCCCGACGAUGUCUAUCCCUCGCCGCCGCAGGACCAUGAAAGCGACGAAUGGACCUCGUCAAGUGCCUCGUCCUCUAGUAGCGACUCGAUGGCUUCUUGUGCAGACGACCUCGACAACUCCCUGCCUGCAUGGUCGGAAUACGUUGAAGCGGACUGUCCUGGCGCCCUUGAUCUAGCAGACGACCCCAUUCCCGCCGCCUUGCGCGCGCGUCACAGCUUCAGCGACGUGAAGCUUGGCCCAACAGGCCGAUAUACCUUGCAAGCCAGGAAGACGUUGCCGCUAUACGCUGAGGAGCAGCGAGUUCCUAUAGAGAUAUAGACAUCAAGGAAUGUUGCACAUCACCACGUACUAUUUCAUGGCAAUCUCGGACAUCUCCAUCGUGUAAAUACGAGUACUUUCUAUUGCUAUGUUGCUGCUAUGGUGUAAUCAC
This is a messenger RNA of Schizophyllum commune H4-8, 773 nucleotides long. RefSeq lists its product as uncharacterized. Lineage: Eukaryota; Fungi; Basidiomycota; Agaricomycetes; Agaricales; Schizophyllaceae. The coding region runs from base 32 to 661 and encodes 209 amino acids. The transcript has a single exon. The record is from RefSeq and is a predicted model, not a curated record.